Messenger RNA from Ruditapes philippinarum (Manila clam), 720 nucleotides. RefSeq names its product putative nuclease HARBI1. The record is from RefSeq and is a predicted model, not a curated record. Bases 1 to 720 code for a protein of 239 amino acids. Lineage: Eukaryota; Metazoa; Mollusca; Bivalvia; Venerida; Veneridae. The transcript has 4 exons.
AUGGAUAGCAUUUUGUUUUUAACAGAAGAGCUAAUAGAAGAUCUACUGCCAAAAACUCAAAAGGAAAAGGCCAUUACACCUUUACAAAAAGUAAAAAUUGCAUUAAGAUACUUUGCAUCCGGAAAAAUUCAGUUACAUGAUGCUGAUAUGCAUGACAUGCCACAACCAGCGCCAAUAUAUAUAUCUCAAGUUAUAGAAGCAUUGACUAAACCUCAUAUUGUUCAGGAAUUUAUAUCAUUUCCGAAAACACAAAGGGGCUUACAAGAAUUAGAAAGGGAAUUUUAUGACACGGCCAGUGUUCCCGAUGUUCUUGGUGUAAUAGGUGGCAUUCAUGUGCAGCUACAAGCACAAACACAGGAUGCGGAGGUUUAUGCAAACAGAAUGAAGUACCAUAGCAUGACUAUUCAGGUUGUUUUUGAUUCAUAUGAGACAGUAAUAGAUAUUGUAGCAAGAUGGCCGGAAUGUGUGCAUGAUCGCAGUAUUUUAAGGAAAAGUGGUCUGUUGGCAUUCCUAAAAGAUGGUGAUUGUUUACCACCUGGAUGUCCCUAUCAAAAAUGGCGCUUGACUCCUUACCUGAAGCCCAAGCCAGGAUCUCAAACUCAAUACAACAGGGCAACAAACGUUGAGAGGGGCAUUGACCAACUGAAAAGACGCUGGGGUAUCCUGCAUUCAGAAAUAAAAAUGAGUUCAGAGAAAGUAUGCAACUCGUGCAGUUCUUGA